This is a messenger RNA of Vairimorpha ceranae, 903 nucleotides long. RefSeq lists its product as hypothetical. NCBI's taxonomy places the organism in Eukaryota, Fungi, Microsporidia, Nosematidae. The transcript has a single exon. The record is from RefSeq and is a predicted model, not a curated record. Bases 1 to 903 code for a protein of 300 amino acids.
AUGACAGAUGCCAAAGAAAUAUACAAUUUAUUUACACUAAAAAAUAAUAUAAAACUGUCAAAAGAAGCCUUACAGUUACUAAAAAGCACAGAAUUAGAUAUAAAUGAUAUAAUUAAAGAGUACAAACAGAUGUCUUCUACAUCCUUACUAGACAUAAAUGCCUUAAACGAUAUAAUAUAUAAAAAUUGUAAAAUCGUAUAUAAAAAGUACGAAUAUUUUUCUCUUCUCGCACAAUUUAAAAUAUUACGAUCUCGUUAUAGUGAUUUAACUGAUAUUAAACAGGUUGAUAAAUCCCCUGUUUAUAUUUUUGGAUAUGUAUAUACAGACAAAAAUGAUACUAAAGUGAUUGAAGAUCCUACAGGAAUAAUUAAAAUAGAAGGUACACCUUACAAAAAUAUUUUUUUACAUUUAAAAGGUUGUAAAAAAGGAGAUGUAUUUGUUGUAACAGGAUGUACGAAUAACGAAAAACAGGUAUAUAAACAUAGUGACAUGCAGAUAAAGAAUAAGUCAAAUAUAGCUUUUACGUCUACGGAAAAAUAUCCCAAUUUUUCUAUAAAAAACGUACCGUGCGAAAAAUCGUCUUUUUUUACCGUCAAUGUUGAAUCUAAAAAUCCAUACGAAAUAAAAGACUCUUGGCCUAGAAUAUUAAAUAUUAAUAUAUUUAAAAUAUGUAUUCUUAAUAAAGCGGUAAUAACCGAUAUUAAAGAUAUACCAGUAUAUUUAGAGUGUCAUAAUUUUAAUUUUACAACAGACUAUGACUUUUUUUAUGAGGAAACAUUUAAUUUAUUUAUAAUUUCUAGUAGUAUUAAUUUAAUUUAUAAGUAUCAAGAUAUUGUAUUUAUAAUGUUAAAAACGGGGAGUGAGUUGAUUGUUAAGGAAAGUAAUAUAACUAUAACUGAAUAA